AUGCGGCUGUGGGGAGAGGUGCAUCUGGAGGAUGGCCGGCUGGAGAGGCUGAGCCGGGAACCAUUUUAUGAGCAGGUGGGAGCUGACGCCCGCAAUGAGGAUCAGAAUGAGGAUCAGGGGGAGGAAGACGACGAUCUCGACAAUACACCCCUUCCGUCCUGUCACCCGGUCACGUUUGUUCCUGAAGAUCGCUACCGGAUGGCGUGUCCGCGCGAAGACUGGGGGCUCUUUGAACCGGCAGCAGGGCGUGCAACCGGCGGUCUGAACACGCUGACGGUGGCAACGUACAACGUGCUGGGCGCAUCAGCAUGGCCAUCGUCGAGGGCACGAGUGCCGCUGCUGGUGGACAGCAUCCUGGAGGCGGGCGCGAUGGCUGACGUGCUGGUCCUGGCCGAGGUCACGGACGACGUGCUGAGUGAACUGUUGGCUGACGAUGGCGUGCGCACGGCCUUUCCGUUUGCCUCACAUGGUCCACCCGACCAGGAGGACAUGCCGCCGCUGCCGAGGCUGUUCAACUCUGUCGUGCUGAGCCGACGUCCGUUUGUCUGGUCGUGGGUGGCCUUUGCGCAGGCACACAAAGGAGCCCUGGUGGCGCGAUGGGGGGAGAUGAGCGAGGACGAGGAGGACGAAGACGAAGUCGAGGACAAAAAGCCCAAGCUUGUCGUGGCUGCCGUCCACCUGACACAUGGGCUCAUCGGUGACGCCGUGACCUGCAAGCGUGCUGAGGCACUGCGGCUGCUGCGGCAUCUGCGGCGGUACCACUCGUCGGCAGACGUGUUUGUCGCCGGCAACGUCAACGUGCAGGCGGUCGGUCAUGGCUUUGACGACCUGUUUGCCCGUGAGGGCUUCGUGGAUCUGUGGCGGCGACAGUCGGACAAGGCCGAGCUUGACGGCGAGCAGGGCGCCACGUACGACCUGCUGCACAACAACCGGCCGCAGUGGCUCGUCCGAAUUUUUGUGCGGCAGGCGAGCGAAGAGGCGCAAAACGCAGACAGCCGGCGGCUGCGGAUUGUCGACGCCAAGCUGUUCGGCCUCUCGGCUGCUGGGAGCGACACCACAGCGAGCGAGAGUUUCGCUAGCGACUAUUGGGAUCUGAGGUGUGUUGUGGAGCGGGUGGAGGGGGAAGGAUGUGACGAUGGAGAGGAUAAGGGGAGUAAGAAGGAAACCGAAACCGAAACCGAAACCGAAACCGAAAUCGAACUCACCAACAAGCAGCUGGCCAUCUCGAACGAGGUCAAGCUGGUACCUGUGCAGGUGCCGGCCGGGCUGCUCGCCGAUGCGACUGCUCUGGACAGGGCGCUCGUCGUCCUGGAAGCAAUGCCGUCGGACGAAGAGGUCGAACAGCGCAGAGAAGCGCUGGCGCUGCUGCAGCGGAUUCUGAUGGCCGAGAAGAGCAAUGGUGGUGCUGAGUCAGCAAGUUCACCCCCAAGGCUGCCGCGCCAGCUGGUGGUCGUGCCGGUGGGCUCGUACGGGCUGGGCGUAUGGACUCUGACGUCGGAAAUGGACUGCCUGUGCAUCGGGGUGUAUGCAGCGACGACCUUCUUCGCCAUAGCGACGCAGCGGCUCCGAGCAGCCGGUCAGGGCAGCUAG
Grosmannia clavigera kw1407 is the source of this 1590-nucleotide messenger RNA. Its product is annotated as duf455 domain containing protein. NCBI's taxonomy places the organism in Eukaryota, Fungi, Ascomycota, Sordariomycetes, Ophiostomatales, Ophiostomataceae. The record is from RefSeq and is a predicted model, not a curated record. The coding region runs from base 1 to 1590 and encodes 529 amino acids. The transcript has a single exon.